This is a messenger RNA of Hippopotamus amphibius kiboko, 2197 nucleotides long. Its product is annotated as mitotic-spindle organizing protein 1-like. The transcript has a single exon. Gene Ontology annotation, cellular component: gamma-tubulin ring complex; centrosome; spindle. Gene Ontology annotation, biological process: mitotic spindle assembly; microtubule nucleation by interphase microtubule organizing center; gamma-tubulin complex localization. Bases 16 to 255 code for a protein of 79 amino acids. Lineage: Eukaryota; Metazoa; Chordata; Mammalia; Artiodactyla; Hippopotamidae. The record is from RefSeq and is a predicted model, not a curated record.
CCCUCGGCCUCCGCCAUGGCGAGCAGCAGCUGCGCCGGGGCUGCGCUGGCGGCGAAUCUGAAUGCGGUGAGGGAAACCAUGGACGUUCUGCUUGAGAUUUCAAGAAUUUUGAAUACUGGAUUAGAUAUGGAAACUCUGUCUAUAUGUGUACGGCUCUGUGAACAAGGAAUUAACCCCGAAGCUUUAUCAUCAGUUAUUAAGGAACUUCGCAAGGCUACUGAAGCAUUAAAGGCUGCUGAAAAUAUGACAAGUUGACUUUCUGAAGAAAUCCUGAUGAGAUAUGUCAAGCUCUGCAAGAGGAUUGAAGAUCAAUCGCAUUGUAGUCAAGAAUGUACAAUGAAAUCACUGCAUGUAGCAAUGUGGAAACAUUGUCCUUUUUAAAAGAAUUAUAAAACAAUAGCUUUAUAAAUCAGUGGAAAGUGGCUUACAGAGAAAACUAUCAAUUGUGUUUACACCACAUCUUAUUUUUUUUUUUUUAACAGCUCUAAUGCUUUGGCAUUGCUGUGUUCAUAUUUAUGUAUUCCUUAUUUAUAGCUCUGAUGGCUUUAAUGUUCUAAGCAGUCUGUCUAUCAGAUGUGCACAUCUGCUGUUGCCUGGCUGAAGUAUGGUGGAACCCAUCAGUAGUAAUGUUGUAGUUAGACUUAUUGACAUUUCCAUUAUAAACUUUAAUUUUGAAUUGUUUAUGCAAAAUAAUUGUGGGUUUAUGUUGUAUUAGGCUGAAAGUUGACAAAAUCUCAGCUGCCGUUUGUGGAUUUUAAUUUAGAUUCAUUAUGCAUAUAAGAAUCUUGUUUUUUAUAAGAGCAUGAAAAAACAUUCGUUGUAAACUGCUCUUUAACAAAGAAUAUUGUUUUUUUAAACAUAAAGUUUGACUGUCAGUUAAUAGUGUGAACCAGAUCAUACUUGUAUUGAUUGAAAAAUAAAACUUUGAGAAACUUCGAUUUUAAAAGUAAUGACAGUGCUUAGCUUAGUAUUAUUUAUCAUUUGAAUCAUUUAAAUUUAGUGAGAAUAUUAAUUGAGAAUGUCUUUCUUACUAAGUUUUAUACUCUGUACAUCACUGCCUUAAAAAAAUAACGCAUAAUGAAAAUUCCAACAUGAAAAAUCUUUUUUACUUUUGUUGCAUGAAAAUAAUUUGAGUGCUUACUUAAUAUACCUCGAGUGGUUAUCUAGCAUAUCACUAACUGGAUAGUGUCAUUCAACAAAUAAUGAUAUUAUUUUCUGAAGGAAUAAAGAUUUCCAGUCAUUAAACAAACACUAAAUAAUGAAGUGUUCAGUAUCAGGAAUUCUAAAUAUGCCUUUCUAAGAUCAUUUUUGUGUGUCAUUAUUUUUACCUUGAAAGUUUUAACUAAUCAAAGUGAUGGUUCAAAAUAAAUUUUAGAAAACAGCAUAGCAUGGAUUCUGUUCCUAUAACAGAAUCUCAGUGGAAUAUUUUUCCCAAGACUAAUACGAAUUUAAUCUGAUUUUUUAAGACUUUGUUAACCUUCAUUUAAAUGAUAGUAUAGGAACUUCCCCAGCAGUCCGGUCCAGUGGUUAAGACGCUGCUUUCCAAUGCAGGGAGUGUGGGUUUGAUCCCUGGUCAGGGAACUAAGAUCCCACAUGCUGCAGGAUAUAGCCAAAAAUUUUAAAAAAAAGAGAGAUAGUAUAAGCAUAUACUCUAUGGUAGCAUUUUUUGUUCUUCAGACAAAUCUAAGUGACUUUAAUAAGGCUUAGUUAUAUUUAAUGGCAACCUUCUGUUCUAUUUUAAAAAUCUAGUCCUUUGACCACUUUGGCUUUUUGAAUGCGUGGCAUCUUUACCAAGUGCGCUGAAGGUCUGUUAUAGGGAGAACUGGUUGGGAGACAGUAAAAGUUUUGAUUAUAAGUCAUCUAUUUGAUUAAAAAACAUUGCAAAUACUGCAUGUUGUUAUUUAUGUAAAAUCAGAAAGAGAACAGUCUUGUCAAGCUCCAAAAUUUGUAUAUACUUUUAGGUCAUAAGAGUUAAUGGUUUUAUUUAUGACUUUGUAGAUUAUGUUAUUUAUGUAUGAAAGCAGGAACAUACGUUAAGGAGUUAUGUUUACAGAGGACUUUUAAUGUGUUACAUUUCUUAAAUGUAAACAUUUUUAAUGCAUACUUAAGUAAUAUUUAAGGAAACCAAAUGAAGUAAUGAUAUAAUUGCAUUGUGCAUGUUGUCAUUGUCAAAAAUAAAACCAUUUUGGUGGUAUCG